ACCCCACCUAUCUGCUCUCCUAUCGCUCUCCAAGCACCUUUGGUUUGACUCCUCCACAAUUUCUUAUAAUUUUCUGCAGACACUUAUGCGCGUAAUCUAUGCUUCAACCACCUCUGUCCCUCUCUGUUUCAUUGCUUCAAGUGAUGCUUAGGAUAAGAAGCGUGGGUGAAUUCAUCUGUUUCCCAGCUUCCUGUUCACCUUGGACUAGUUGGGAGUUUUUCGUCAAACAAUUCUGCUUCAAUUUAUUGACUUAUGGGGGGGGGGGGGGGGGCGCUUGCGUUGCCUCCUGCCGUGUUUUUCUUUUUUGGCUCGUCGCGUCUAGCCGUCAACCAAGAAAUUAUACCUCAAAAGUUUGCUGCUUUUGAUCCGUUUCAUUCCUAGGAGCUGGCAAGCUGUUCUUGAGCUAGAAAGGAGAAGAAACAAGAACCUCUGUUUCUAUCACCACAAUUUGCGUCGUUCUGAUCGUAAUUUGAGCUGUUGAGGUGGACGCGAUGGAGAAAACGAGGCAAGAAACCACCACGAGCUGAGCCCCGCCGCUUUCUUGCUCCAAGCAAUGGGUUGCUUCCGCCGCUUCAGUCUUAAGAUCAAGAAGAACAAAGGUGAGAGGCGGCACGAGGGUCCAGCGCCGGCGUCUCCGGCGGCCGCCUCGUUCCCCUCCACCGUCUCCACGGCCGCGCGCUCCAACCUGUCCUUUUCCACGGUGUCGUCGGCCGUCGGCACGAGCCAGUCCGAGGACUCGUGCGCGGCCGUGAGGCCCGCGGCGAGCAAGUCGUCGGGCUCGGUCUCGGUCUCGUCGGCGCGGAGCAUCCCGGAGCUGUACGAGGAGAGGGGCGCCAAUAGUCUGAGAGAGUUCGGGUUCCGUGAGCUCCGGGCCGCGACCAGCGACUUUAGCCGGCUGCUCAAGGUCGGCGAGGGCGGCUUCGGGAGCGUCUACAAGGGCGUCGUCCGGCUGCCCGGCGGGCCCGCCGGCGGCACGGUGGUCGCCAUCAAAAGGCUCAAUCCCAACGGCCAUCAGGGUCACAAGCAAUGGUUGGCAGAAGUUCAUUUUCUAGGAGUUGUUGAGCACCCAAACCUCGUCAAACUCAUUGGGUACUGCGCCGCUCAAAGCGAGCGGGGCCCUCAGAGGCUGCUGGUAUAUGAGUUCGUGUCGAACAAGACCCUGGACGAUCAUCUGUUCAAUCGGGCAUACCCUGUCCUUCCAUGGGACAUCAGGUUGGAAAUUGCACUAGGUGCUGCCGAGGGAUUGCUGUACCUCCAUGACGGAUUGGAAGUCCAGGUCAUAUAUCGUGAUUUCAAAGCUUCCAAUGUACUGCUGGAUGAGGAAUUUAGAGCAAAACUUUCAGACUUCGGAUUGGCUAGAGAAGGGCCAUCAGCAGGUCAUACUCAUGUGUCUACAGCGGUUAUGGGGACUUUUGGUUAUGCAGCUCCAGACUAUGUUGAGACAGGCCAUCUCACUGCGAAGAGUGAUGUUUGGAGCUUUGGAGUGGUUCUAUAUGAGAUCCUCACUGGACGGCGCUCAAUGGAAAGGAACCGCCCCAAGAAUGAGCAGAAACUUCUGGAAUGGGUGAGGCAGUAUCCUGUCGAAAGUAAGCGAUUCAGCAAGAUUAUAGAUAAAAGGCUCGAAGGCCAUUACUCGAAGCAGGGCACUAGAGAAAUUGCCAGAUUGGCCAAUAGCUGCCUUGCAAAGCACGGAAAAGACCGUCCAACAAUGAGAGAGGUGGUAGAGAGCCUGAAGCAAGCGAUGCAGCACAAGGAGCCGGACGGCGAUGUGGGCGCUUCAGGUGACAGUUCACCUCCCCAUGAGGCGUCUGGGAAACCAACCGCAGAGGAUGUUGCCGUGGCAUCAGCAAGGCGGCGGAUGCUUCACCUGGCUGCCCUAGGUGAGAAUGCAAACAGCAUAGCGAGGAGGAGAUUCAUGUUCAUGAGGGCUGCGGCUGCUCGAACUCCUACAUAACCUUCAGUUGUAGACUUGUAGUUGUGAUAUUUUCUUUUGACUCCGUACUUUCUGGUGUGGCUAUGAAGAUAGGCUCGUUAUAGAUGUUUUCCUCUUUCCACUCUAUAUCUUUUAGAUGACCCCACUUUUUUUACAUUUACUUUCUACUGGUUGAGUAGGUCUGAGACUCCAGGGUUGCUAUUGUAAAGAGUUCUUUGUGUUAAGGAUCAUAGUAUGAAAUGUAAUUCCGCUUUCUAUGUUUGACUGCAACUUUAGAACUUGUAAAAGUAGAUAGUGAUAAAGGUGCCAUAUUCUUCCUUUUCAUUACACAA
Phragmites australis (common reed) is the source of this 2265-nucleotide messenger RNA. Its product is annotated as probable serine/threonine-protein kinase PBL19. The transcript has 4 exons. The record is from RefSeq and is a predicted model, not a curated record. The coding region runs from base 554 to 1954 and encodes 466 amino acids. Gene Ontology annotation, biological process: protein phosphorylation. Gene Ontology annotation, molecular function: protein kinase activity; ATP binding. NCBI's taxonomy places the organism in Eukaryota, Viridiplantae, Streptophyta, Magnoliopsida, Poales, Poaceae.